GUUACGAUGGAAACGAUUAUCCAUCUACUAUCGCUGCUGGUGGCAACAGCCAUUAUGAUCGUGAAUGGCGACCCGAAACAAGCCAAUGGCUGCGAAGGACGAAUUAUUGGCGGCAAUGAAGUAGAUAUUAGCGAGAUCCCUUUCCAAGUUUCGUUACAGUUCGACAACUAUCCACACUUCUGCGGGGGUGUUAUUAUCUCCCGCAGUUGGGUUCUGACUGCGGGCUACUGUGCCAACAGUCAUUCCUAUCCCAUAGGAUUGCUAGUUCGCUUUGGUUCCAGUUACAUUUCGUCAGGCGGAAGUGUAAUAUAUGUGAAGCGGUCAGUGCAACAUCCACUGUACGAUUGGCUGGCGGAAGCGGAUUAUGACUUCAGUUUGCUUGAAUUGGAGCAGGAGCUCCCGUUGGAUGAACAACUGUAUCCUGUGGAAUUGCCAAUGCAGGACGAACCGGUCGAUGAUGGACUGUGUGUCCAAGUGUCCGGCUGGGGAGCAACUUCGGUCCGUGCUGAACAGCUGCAUGCAACAUAUGUCCCAAUCAUAGGCCUUGACAAAUGCCGAUAUCUUUAUAAAGAUCUCCAUAGCAUUACAGAUCGGAUGAUUUGCGCUGGGUAUCCACAGGGUGGGAAAGGUGCAUGUGAGCGUGACUCUGGUGGUCCGUUGGUAGAUGGCCGCAAACUGGUUGGAUUGGUGUCUUGGGGAGAGUCGUGUGCUCAACCCGGCCUUCCGGGAGUCUAUUCCCGAGUGGCCGCCGUUCGCGAAUGGAUUGCAGCGGUUAGCAACGUGUAAGCUGCAGUAGGACAAAAAUGCAAGCAGAUAGAGAGACGACUACUGUGGGAUUUGAGUUAAUUGCCUUUUAAUUGAGCGCCGGAGCAAGUACCGCAUCUGCAUUAAAAAAGUUAUUACCCAAGUUUAUGUUGGUUACGUAGAUUCUGCCGGUUCGUUUCACAAGAUUUGCAUGAGUCCGUUUGUCCUGCCGAUUAACUGCUUUGAGGUGUACACUGCUGGCCAAUAAAAUAGGUGUGUUAUAGAUUAUUUUGUUUUUCUCUCAAUUACACAUACCAAGUUACAGCAGUCUCAAUCACACCUACCGCACACACAAGCCUUGGUAUCUGUCAAGUUACUAGUGGGUUGUUGGCGCUGAUUAUAUUUGCAAUCUUUGUCAAGAUGCAAAACAAGACUGCCGCAGGCUUUUUUGUGUGGUCAAUAUAAUAGGUGUGUGAAAUAUAUUUAUUUCACACACCUAUUAUAUUUAUUUUACUCAAUACCAUUAUAUGUUUAAUUUGGU
Messenger RNA from Topomyia yanbarensis, 1285 nucleotides. RefSeq names its product trypsin 5G1-like. Gene Ontology annotation, molecular function: serine-type endopeptidase activity. The record is from RefSeq and is a predicted model, not a curated record. Gene Ontology annotation, biological process: proteolysis. The coding region runs from base 7 to 786 and encodes 259 amino acids. Lineage: Eukaryota; Metazoa; Arthropoda; Insecta; Diptera; Culicidae. The transcript is spliced from 2 exons.